CCUCCCAACAAGAUAAGAUGAAGGCUUUGAUGAAAGUCCUUGUCGACUGUACAGAGGAUGCCACAAAAUCCCUGGGGGGUUUAGUUGAUCAUGCAUUAGACCACAUGCAUGACGAAGAAAUCCUAGCUAGGACAUUGUUUGCUAUCAAAGAUAAACUAGAGUUGCUUCAGCAGGAUGCCUUAGAGGCAAAAGUCCAAGCGUUUCCAAAACUAGCUAAGUACGACUGGGAUGACAUCAGUGUUGAUCCUCCCUCUCCGUCACCCCCUCCAACAGUUACUGAUCCUUCUGUUGACGAAGAGGAGUUCUACUGCCCCGACGUGAGUGACGAAUGGUAUUUCAGUGAUUCAGAUAGGUCUACCCGUAAUAGCUACUGGAAUAUGUUUUAGGGUUACGUUGGCAGUGAAAGGUACAUGACAUCCUUUUGAAAACCCAUAUGUCAUGUAUGUCUAUGUCUAAGCAGUAGACUGUCCGAAGAAGUACUUAGUUCGAUGUAAGGAAUAAUUGUAGUCUGGGAACUUUGCUCAGUAUGAACUCUAAUGUGUUUGGUUUAGUACUGUAACCUUUAAUGCGAACCUUUUAUUAUAAUUGUUACAGCUUAUUAUGUUUGAUUUCUAAAUCAUUACUUCAAAUGCAUAUGCUGAAAUGUUACUCUUAUUACCAUCUCACUUAAUCUGUCCCCUGUCCACCCUUACUAGAAUGGACCCAUCAAACAAUGCGACUUCUUCUCAGUCCAUGUCAAACUCAUCUAUUGGCCAGCAGUUUGUUCCUCCACCCCCUAUGUGGCCCACGGCUUACAUGCAGCAGAGUGCUAUGGAUUGUAACCUCGUGGGAAAUCUGAAUUUUCCAAACCCUGCUCAAGGUCCGACAACAUUGUGGGCACCCAUGCAUACAGGGAAUACUUCUUCCCAAUCUUCCAUGAUUCCGGCCUCUCAAUCAGCUAUGUACUGGAAUCAUUAUUUGAAUUUUGUGAGGAAUCCUCUUGGGCCACCAGAAGUAAACCCAUUUCCUGAUUGCAUUCCACCAUCCAAUACCAGUACACCAUUGCAGGGUUCGAAUAAUAUACCUUUCAUACCUGUGAAUUUGGACUCAGAUGCAGAACAUAGUGUUCAAGACAUCAAUAGUCCUGAAAAGAAUGCACCUCCAAUACAAAAACCCAAAAAGGCUAAGGAACAAAACUUUACUAGCCCUGAAGAUCUUCUACUUUGCACAACGUGGUUGCAAAUUAGCAGUGACCCUGUUGUGCACACUGGCCAACGUAGGGAGGGCCUUUGGGCUAGAAUUGAAAAAAGAUACAACGAACAGAGGGGGAACUUUCCUUGCCGAGUGAACAGAGCGCUUAGCAGCAGAUGGGAUAAGAUAAGAGCAGAUGUAAGUAAGUUUGCUGGAUACUAUUCAAGAGUUCUUAGAGAGAAACAAAGUGGGUUAACUGAUGACGACAAGACUUCGAAGGCCGCAACAUUAUUUGCACACGAGGAGAACAAAAAUUUCCAGUACAUGCAUUGCUGGCACCAACUAAAGGGAGAACCGAAAUGGGAGAGCAUUUGUAGUGCCCAAUCGUUCCGCGGAUUGAAUGCAAAUCCAGUUGGGUCAACAGGUACUCUGUCUGCUCCGACAACUGAAAAUGAUAGUUCAUCAGCAGGGUUGACAGGAAAACGGCCGCGUGGUCGUGAUUUCAGUAAAUCAGAGAGAAACAAACCUGCAUCAUCUUCAUCUCCAGAGUACCUUAGCCGUUUGCAAGAAAUAACUGAAAAACAAAUUCAGAGGUCCAUUGAAAAGGGUGCAAAAAAAGAGAAGUGCACAGAAGAAGACAGGGAAAUGGAGAAAAAGAGGUUAGAAUUGGAAGACGAAAAGGUCAUCAUAUGAAAAAGGGAAUUGAAACUUCAAGAACUAGAAUCAGCUGAAAAAAGAUUAGAAAGGCUGGAGGCAACGAAUGAAGAAGAUGUCCAACCCCAUGUUUGGAUUAUGAUACAGAAACAAAAACAAAAGUUGCAAGAAUUCAUAUUUGGUUACGAGUGAAACAUUUAUUCGGUUACUGGUAACUUGAACUUGUUUUACUGAACCUGUUUGUAUUAUUUGUUUAUGUGAGAACGUUACAUUUGUUUGGCAGACCAUUAUAAUAUUUGUACGAACCAUAAGUCGUCAAGGA
Molecule: messenger RNA, 2146 nt
Organism: Zea mays
Lineage: Eukaryota; Viridiplantae; Streptophyta; Magnoliopsida; Poales; Poaceae
Product: glutathione S-transferase T3-like
Exons: 2
Coding region: 643-1863 (406 amino acids)
Source: RefSeq, a predicted model, not a curated record